Messenger RNA from Pseudonaja textilis, 1735 nucleotides. RefSeq names its product leucine rich repeat containing 14B (gene LRRC14B). Gene Ontology annotation, cellular component: cytoplasm. NCBI's taxonomy places the organism in Eukaryota, Metazoa, Chordata, Lepidosauria, Squamata, Elapidae. The record is from RefSeq and is a predicted model, not a curated record.
AAUCACAAAGCAGCAAUGCACUCGCUACGGUUUCUGAGUGCUGAAGUUCUGGUAUCUAAGGGGCAAUUGGUAAGGCAGAACCUGAGCCAUCUUGCACACAACCUCUUCCCUCUUCUUUUUAAGGCAAGCUACUUGCAGGAGAAGGUGGAGGUGAUUCAUGACCUGGUGGAGAACUGGCCACUGGCCGAAUUCAAUGUUGGAAAGUUACUGGGAAAGACAGCUGAUCACCCAGAAGACAUCAGUAACCGAGCCUGUUCUCUGUGCCUGACCAGCUGCCUAGCUGGUUUGAAGGACUAUGUUUUGAAUUUCUCAUCACCCUAUGCGAAACGACUCAAAACCGUGGACUUAACAGGCAUAAAGGAUGUUGAAGUUCAACUCUGCCCCUGUAGAAAAACAAUGGGACGGUGGGCCCGGACAGAACUUCUCUCAAGGACCUGCUAUGACCUGCUGGUGGACAUGCAAAACUCGCCCUUCCUUCCUGAUGUGUUUGAAGUCUCUGUGGAUGUCUUUGCUGACAUCUUUGUCACUGAACGAAACUAUGAGUUAGUUGUCCAGGCCCUGCUAAUGAGGUGUCACUGCCCACUCAAAAUCCGCUGCAAAGCCUUCCGAGUGGACAAUCUGGCUCUACGGAAGCUCUUCUACAUCAUAAAGCUUACAGAGCCCUCUUCCCUGGGCAAGUUUGAAGUAGUUCACAAUGUUAGGCUCCAUAUGGAACAUUUGCAAGUGCUUUUUAAUAACGUCCAGUUUCCUAAACUGGCAUCGCUCACCCUGCCAGCUGGGACCUUUGAUGUGAGAAGGUUCACACCAGAGGAUGAAGACACUCUUUCAGGAAUUGCGGAAAAGAUGAGCCAAAUGACUCAGCUGACAGAGUUGAGCCUGGCAUUUUCCACCCUCACCGGACGGCUCCGUAAACUGCUCAGUCCUUUGAAGACACCGCUGAAAAUGCUGGAUGUUUCCAACUGUUCUCUGAACCAUUCUGACAUGGCUUAUUUAGCCAACAGCCUGCAUUCUGAGAAUCUAGAAGCUCUUGAUAUCAGUGGGCAUGAUGUGGCUGAUUUGUACCCAUCAACCUUCUUCAAACUCCUGAACCGUUCGUCUUAUACACUGAAAAGCCUCACACUUGAGGAAUGCAACAUUCAGGACAUUCAUGUCAACAUGCUGAUUUUGGGGUUGAUUCCUUGUCAGAAAUUAGAGGAGCUAAAGUUCCUUGGAAAUCCUCUAUCUUCUCGAGCCUUGAAAUGCCUUUUUAAUGUUUUCAUUGAUUUUCCAAAGCUGAAAUAUAUCGAAUUUCCGGUUCCGAAAGAUUGCUAUGCAAGCAACAUCAGUUACCCAAUUGGGGAAAGUGAUCUUUCGAAAUUUGACCACCAGAAAUAUGAGAGAAUAGUCGAAGAUCUUCAUAUGAUUUUUUUGCAAGCAAAGCGGGAAGACAUCAAGGCUUCUACUCCCCUCUAUGGAGGGUACGAUGCUGCAAUUCAGGAAACAGGAAAUGAACUAGGAAUUUCUUUGUUGAAGUCAUUCCAAGACGCCCUACAAAAUUUCAGCGUGGCCCUUAAGGAAAUGAGCUGAAGUUUGAAGCUGAAGUGUAUGCAAAUGAAAUAUGAGCACAUACGGAGAAUUGAAAAGGGUUUGUGGUACCCUCAAACUCAUAUCGUGGUCACCUUAUGGUUGUUCUAUAGCCAUCCCCUUUGAUACUGGUUUGACCUUCCAAUAUCUUCAUUUCUUGAGAAAAUUCAGA